AUGGAUAGUGAGAAAGGGAAAAGACAAACCGAGGAUAAAGAAGAGGCAGCAUACAUUCUAGAAGUGUUGCGGUCUGGAGAGCGUGUGCUCUACCUCCAAGGAAUCCUCAAAUUCGAAGCCAGUCACUGCCAGCUUGGAACAUAUGCCGAGGAGACGGACUCGCGAGCAGUUUAUUCUAUACGUGAGCCUAUGUCGCCCCUGCCAAACGGGCCAACACCCAGUGACGUACUCAAUGCAGUACAGACUGAUUGCGAAAGCAGACGACAAUAUAUCCGACCAAGAGAUGACCGGUUAUUCAGAGCUACAUAUGACCACCCCGAUGGAACACGAGAUUGUUCUACGUGUGACCAGAACCAGCUAGUAGACCGUGAACCCCGAGAAACCAACAUGCCUGAUUUCCAUUACGGUUUGAUUGCUUCUGGUGAUCAGGUCAUGAAGGAUGCCAAAAUUCGAGACUCUAUUGCGCAAGAGUUGAAUUUGCUCUGUUUCGAAAUGGAAGCUGCCGGGUUCAUGGAUCAACUCCAGCCUCUUGUGAUUCGAGGAAUAUGCGACUAUUGCGACUCCCAUAAAAACAAAAAGUGGCAAGAGUAUACGGCUGUUGCUGCUGCUGCUUAUGCAAAAGUGUUCAUAUCAAAGAAUCCUUCGCCCCAAUGA
Molecule: messenger RNA, 654 nt
Organism: Aspergillus fischeri NRRL 181
Lineage: Eukaryota; Fungi; Ascomycota; Eurotiomycetes; Eurotiales; Aspergillaceae
Exons: 2
Coding region: 1-654 (217 amino acids)
Biological process (GO): nucleoside metabolic process
Molecular function (GO): catalytic activity
Source: RefSeq, a predicted model, not a curated record